GGUCGCGGCGUCUUUUCCCCGCUGGCGACGAGAGCAAAGGACUGCUAGUAAUUUUUACCGUGGGGUCCGUACAUUCCAUAAAUGCCGAAGCAUCCGCAAAGGAAUUCGACACGCACGGCACGCAUGACCGCUACAUGACACGUUCAUCCGAUGCCAUAAAGAAAUUAUUUCCUCACUGUGCCUGCGGUGAUCCCGUGUAUCGUAAGGGUACAACAUUCCCCGUGAAAAUGAAGAACCUUUGCAACGAAUGGCGCCUCAUAAUUGCUGUGUUCGUUAUCCGUGGAGGAGUGCUGGUUUUCGCCGAAGAUUGCAACGUGACGCAAGUUCUUGAGUGCUAUGGCGACAUCUCCGACAACGUUUCUGAUGUGCCUGACCAACGCACACUGAACAAGAGCCGCCUCGAAAACCUCUGCAAGGAAAGUGACGCUGCGGAACGCUGCGAAGAGGACCUAGCUAGUUGCAUCGACUCUGAUCCAUCUCUAAAAGCCAUACAGACGCAAUAUACUACAAUCCGUCGAGACGCCUGCGGGAACAGUACCUUCAAUAUGUCCAAAAAGGAAGACGACCCAAUCAACGACGACAGUGAUGAAAAGAAAUGCUGGUACAGACAGUUAAAGCGAUGCCUCGAGAGGCAGAUUAACAAAAUACGGACCAGAAUGACGAAGAAUGUCGCAAGGGCGAUUGAUCCCCAUCCUGGCUUCUACAUAUGGGUAUGCAGGAUGAAGCGAGAAGGAUGCCAUCAAAAGAGCACAUUGCACUCCUGCCCACCGCUCCAACAGGACGCCAUAAGAAGGAUGGAGGAAUCGAUGAACAACGCGCAACGGCUGCUAUGCGAAGACGACCAGGCUCUGCUUAAAAACUUGCUAUUGAGUUACAAGUUCUGGGACAUAAACCGCUUCGUGAGGUGCUCGAAAAAAGACCAUUUGAUGUUCAUCACGGACUACCUUUUCGCGACAACGUGGCUCAAAAGGGAGUGCAGAGAAGUAAAAUCUAGAAUGCUUCGCUGCCUAAAAGAGAGUUACCCUUCUAUCGACCACGCUCACCCUAAGCCAGACGUGGAUGGAGCCACCAAAGUGUUGGCGGCCUUCUUAGACCGAAUGCACUGCGUAGAUGCUCUAAACCGAUCAGACACCAACUCCAAUGACAGAGACCAACACCCGCUACACGACAGCAACGACUACAUGGCAGGCCAGCCGGUCGCUACUGGAACCAAAGACAGCGGCUUUCCGAACCUUAAGGCGUCUGAAGAAUUGCAAGCAGGUGCUACAUCCCUGGAAAUAGCGUCUGCUCUCGUUGCUUUCGUCUCCGUCUGCUUUCUUUCUAGACAGUUCCUAGUGCAGUAGCGGUGCUGUACGGAGAAUAAGCUAGGAGCGUUUCUAAACUUGCAAAUUUUGCCCUUCCUUUCUACAACAUUGCUAACAAAAAUUGGUAUUGUCCAAAAAAUAUCAGGAGGCAAUGGCGGCCUGAAAAAUCCGCCUCCAUUCCACCCCGUGAAAGUGAAUGUACAGCGAACCUGCUGUGGACGUUAGCCAAAUACCACAACCCUAACUGACGUUAAAUGAUGUUACUCAAGUUACACCACAAACGACAUACGUCACGUGCCAAUGCACGUGUGCGGAAGUGCAGCAUAAAUUAUUCUAGCCAUCCCUGCAAGCGCAAGUGCCUUAUUUUACGAAAUUGCUGUUCAAAAGUUCGUAAAGUACUUCGUAACUUACUUCGUACCGAAACUCCGUAAGGUACGACUUGCACAUAACCUACAGACAUGAUAGCAUCGGGUUUUAAUUCGAAUAGACGAGAAAACAUAAUUCUGUUACGCGGAAAAUUAACCACGAAGCCUUUUUUCCUGCUUGCGUUCUUUGGGUGAGCACAUCACAAAUAAUCCCGACCAACUAGGUAAGUUACAUAGAAGUAUUUCACAGCUUCGCUGUGAAAUACUUAGCUGUAUGUUUAUACGAGAUACUUUCACAUAUGAAAACAAGAAACAGAUAUGUGCAAAUUUUUUAAAGUGUUUCUUUUCGUGGUGAUUGCGACGACAUCGCCGACCUACCAAGACCUCACUGUUGCAACGCCUUGGAAUCCUAAUAAGGGGUUGCGCAUUUCUUGCGCAUAAUACUGCUUCUAUGUGAGCAUCUAAUCACAGCUGUACCAAAAUUUUAUGAAAAGAACAAUGGAGCCAUAAAAAGAGAAGAGGGUGAACCAUUUUUCUUUUUCAUUUUCACAUUUCGAUUACCACAUUUAAUUUCUUUUACGCUUAAGCUGGCCUCACUGCGCAUAUUUUUCUUGUGGUUAUGAAUAAAAAGAAAUGUUGAGUCCUUUGGAUCCCAA
Dermacentor andersoni is the source of this 2325-nucleotide messenger RNA. RefSeq lists its product as uncharacterized. NCBI's taxonomy places the organism in Eukaryota, Metazoa, Arthropoda, Arachnida, Ixodida, Ixodidae. The record is from RefSeq and is a predicted model, not a curated record.